CUGAAACAGCGCUACAGAAAGUUAGCACUGGCCACUCCCCAACAACGAUUACUCCCGGACAUCAACUCUGGACGCAAUGGGCCUUCGUCUCUCUCUCCUUCCCGCUCAAACUCACGCGCACCUUCGCGCAAUAUUCGCAGCUACGACGACCGGCGAAUGUCGACAGCGCCGGAAGAAGAUGAGAGCACACACAGAUAA
Messenger RNA from Candidula unifasciata, 198 nucleotides. The record is from the annotation of a GenBank genome assembly. NCBI's taxonomy places the organism in Eukaryota, Metazoa, Mollusca, Gastropoda, Stylommatophora, Geomitridae.